Messenger RNA from Onthophagus taurus, 1272 nucleotides. It is a transcript of the gene Cda9, whose product is annotated as Chitin deacetylase-like 9. Gene Ontology annotation, molecular function: hydrolase activity, acting on carbon-nitrogen (but not peptide) bonds. NCBI's taxonomy places the organism in Eukaryota, Metazoa, Arthropoda, Insecta, Coleoptera, Scarabaeidae. The record is from RefSeq and is a predicted model, not a curated record. Gene Ontology annotation, biological process: carbohydrate metabolic process.
GAAAAUCUAAAAAUGGCUUACUACAUCGUCGAUAUCAUCGUUAUGAAGUAAAAGAAAUUGUAAAAAAAUGUUCGGAAAAUUUAUAAUUUUUACUAUUUUAAUCGCCGCAGUUUGUGCCGGUACAGUUAGAAAUUUUACUACUUUCGAAACUGCACAAGCGUGUAAAGCUGAGAGUUGUGUUUUACCAAAUUGUAGGUGUCUAUCAACAGAAAUCCCUAAUGGUUUAGAUGUUAACAGUAUACCCCAGUUGGUUCUUCUAACUUUUGAUGAUGCUGUGAAUACGGUUAAUUUUAAAUAUUACGAAGAAGCUUUCUUCAAUAGAAAAAAUCCGGAUGGUUGUUCCAUUGGAGCAACUUAUUAUAUUUCCCAUGAAUAUACUGACUACUCAAAAGUCCAGGAAUUACAUGCUCGCGGACACGAAAUUGCUCUUCAUUCUAUUAGUCACGAAACCAUGACUACUUAUUGGGACGAUUUGUCUUUAGAUGGUUACAAGGAUGAAUUUGGUGGUGAAAGGACUCUUAUAGCUAAAUUUGCUGAUAUUCCUGAAGAAGAUAUUAAAGGAUUGAGAGUACCGUUCCUUCAAUUACCAGGUGAUACUAGUUUUCAAGCUAUCAAAGAUCUUGGCUUGAAAUACGAUUCAUCUUGGCCAACUUUACGAUAUCAAGACCCACCUUUAUUCCCUUACACUUUGGAUUAUCUUUCAAAUCAAGAUUGUCCAGUUGGAAAAUGUCCAACAGUUUCACUUCCAGGUGUUUGGGUUCAACCAAUGGUUGAUUGGACCGGAAGUGAUGGCAAUGUUUGUGCUAUGGUCGAUUCUUGUGCUACUCCUGAUAAUGCUCCAGAACUUCUUGAAUUAAUGAAAUCAAAUUUCCAACGUCAUUAUACCUCCAAUAAAGCCCCAUUCGGUUUUUAUAUACAUGCUGCGUGGUUCGAUAAAAAUCCCGUUAAUUUUGAAGCGUAUAAACAGUUUUUGGAUUACUUAGGAACUCUCAAUGAUGUCUAUAUUGUAACCGUUCAAAGAGGUAUUGAAUGGGUUCAAAAUCCAACAACAACCAAAGACUUGAAAAACUUAUGGCCUAGUUGCCCAAAUACAUACGAACCGACUUGUGAGGCAACCGUAUGCACUUUAAAUAAGGGUGAAGAAGUAAGAUAUAUGACGCAAUGUAGCGAUUGUCCUGAUGUUUAUCCAUGGUUGGGUAAUCCAUUAGGAAUUUUAUAGAUGUUUAUUAGAUAAAAGAUGUUUCGGAUGUAAUAAAGUAUGUUAGAGAAUUA